This is a messenger RNA of Sesamum indicum (sesame), 3765 nucleotides long. RefSeq names its product Pentatricopeptide repeat (PPR) superfamily protein. The record is from RefSeq and is a predicted model, not a curated record. Lineage: Eukaryota; Viridiplantae; Streptophyta; Magnoliopsida; Lamiales; Pedaliaceae.
UGCGCACAUGGUGCACUGCAUUAAUCUUUUUCUCGCAAUCAUCACUCUGUCUCUCACUGCUCCGUCCCUUCUUUUUCUCUCUAUCUAAACCAAAGUCUUCCCGUCUUCUCUUUCCGUCUCUCUCUCUCUCUCUCUCUCUGAGCUGCCAUUGUUUUGUUGAUCUUCUCAUCGUCUCUCACGCGCUGCACACACUAUAGUGAUUUAGAGUGUACAUGGAUAGUCAAGAUCACAAGAUGACCGCUACAGGGCAUGAGGGUCAUGGGGUGCACCUAUGCCACAGAUGUGGAUGGCCUUUCCCGAAUGCACAUCCUAGUGCUAAACACAGAAGAGCCCACAAGAGGGUUUGUGGAACAAUUGAAGGCUAUAAAAUCAUUCAUUCAGAAGAACAUGAUGACCAUUUGGCUGUUUCAGAUGAUGAGCAUGCUUCGGAUGAUGAUGAGCAUACACCAGUUCCUCAGCUGGUGAAGAAAAAUUCUGAGGAGUUUCGUAGUAGCAGCGGAGCUGGUGAAAAGUCGAAUAGAUCAGAAGAUGAUGUGUUUUCUGAUGCAGUCACCGAAUUUUCGGAUAGUGGAAUCAGUCCCCGAUUGGAGGAGCGCUUUGAAAGUGUGAGGGGACUGGACAAGAGGAUGGAGCAGAAGAGUGUGGAGGGUGAUCUUUAUAGGACUGAAUCCUUGAAGGUUGAUGAAACUGUGGAUAAAACAGAACAAUUGGAGGAUCCAACAAGGUGUGAGGAAAUGAGCAACCGUGUUGUUGCGUCAAUUGCAAACAACCAGUCAGCAAAUGUUUUACCAGUAACUGAUUCUAGUGCUGAAGCAGUUUCUGUUGAGCUCAUAAAUGGUUUACAGCCUGACCUGAUAAAAUCUGAGACCCCCACAGAUGUAAACAAUACAAAUGAAUAUGGUGAUGGAGGUAUUCUAAAAGGUCAAAGUGGACACAAUGCGGAUAUCCAAGGGGAAGAAGAUAACUUGGCUUCUGUAACUUUGGACUCUGAAGGUAAAAUUUCAGGUCCUGGAAUAAAGGCAGUGGAAACAAAGGAAGCGUCACAUGACAAGUUGGUUUCUGGAGUGGUCCUAGAAUAUCUGCCCCCUAAAAGUGAAACUCUUCAAAACUUAGAUGCUCCUGCAGAAUCAAGAGAUGUUGCUGAUUCUGCUGAAAAUAGUUGCUCAGCCAACACUGUUGGUGAAAUUGCUCUUGCCGAGGUGACUCAUGGAAACGUUGGACCUGUUGGUGAAAAUACUUUACCUGAGAAAAGUCUGCUGACAACGCCUUCAGUUAAGCCUGAUAUGAGCACACAAAAUUUGGAUGCCACGGUUUCGUUGGUCUCCCCUGUUGACCAAGAAGUCAGCCAAAAUACCAUCUUGGCUGGAGGUGAGAAUGCUGGUAACUUUGAUGCAAGCAAGGGAGAGGAGUGUGAUAAGGAUGGAAAUCAGAAUGGGAAACUGGAAGUAAAGGCAACCAAGCACUCUGAUGCUGUCUCUUUGGUCUCUCCUGUUGAUAAAGAAAUCGACCAAAAUACCAUCUUGGCUGGAGAUGAGAAUGCUGGUAAUUUUGAUGCCAGCAAGGGAGAGCAGUGUGAUAAGGGUGGAAAUCAGAAUGGGAACAUCGAACCAAAGGCCACCGAGCACUCUGAUUCUUUUUACUCUCCUGCUGGCAAAGAAGUCAGCCAAAAAACCAUCUUGUCUGAAGGUGAGACUGCUGGUAACUUAGAUGCAAGCAAGGGAGAGGAGUGUGAUAAGGAUGGAAAACUGAAUGGGAACCUGGAAGAAAAAGACAAGUUUUCAGCUGAGACAAUAUCAGCUCCUAGACCUGCAGACAACACUUCUACACCUGAAUAUGAUCAAGCUACAAAAGAUCUCAAGAAAGAUGUGGAUCAUUGUGAAGAAACAUCUAACAGUAUGCUUUUUGAAGCUGGCAAUGUAAAGGGUGAAGGAGCUUCUGCUGAAUUACAAGUGAUACUUGAUUCUACGAAGAACUCGAAUAACUUAACUGAUGAUCCAAGUCCAUGUGAAGCAGAUAGUGAUGCAAUAAAUUUGGAAGAAUCAUUGAAAACUGAACUGGUAUCCUGGGAUAAUGGUUUUGAGAAAUGCUUAGAUGCUGAGAAUAACGAUGAGAAGUCCCAAACAACUGCCUCCUUGGAAGAUCCUGUACCACCAGUUGUUUCAGAACUGCCUAACAAUAUUCAUAUGACUAGCAAUGUUGUUAGAGUAGGGUCGGUGGAUACUGAUGGAACAGGAAUGGAGUUAAAAGAUAAUAUUGAGGUUGUAGCAUCAGAAAGAACUUCUGAACUGCCAAUUUCAGAAGAGUCCGCAUCUCUAUUCACUGAUUCAGAAUUGCUGAGGGAAAAGACUGCUAAUGACAAUAGCUGCAUUGCUGAUGCUGCUGAAGUGAGUACUGAACAGAAUCAUGGUGGUGGUGUUGUUGAAUUGAGUGAAAAUUUAGAGAGCCCUGCUCCGAGGCUGCAAGAAGAUUUAACCAGUAAGAAAUUUUCGUAUGAAACCUCGGCUGAUGUUAAAGAGACCUAUACAAGUGAAGAUGUUGACACAUCAAAAUCUGUUGGCAUUGCCUUGAGUGCAGAACCGGCUUCUGAUGGUAAUGUUCUCGCAUCAGAUAAAUGUUCUGCCACCCCAAGUUUAACAGAGCCAGUACCAUCAACUUUAGAUUCCGAAGAUUUAUGUGAAACUUCUGCUACUGCUGAUGAUAAGAAUAUCAUUAAUGUUGAAAUUGUAACUAGUGUCAAUUCCAAGUGCUUCCAUGAUAAAGGUGAUGACAAGCUGGCUAAGCAGGAGGAUGGUGUUUCUGCAGUGGAUCUAUCGGGUAGUUCAAGUAGCAGAUGUGAUAGUUUGGAAGGGAAUUGUGGAUCAAUUUCAGCACUUUCCUCUCAAUCCAAUGUGGCUGUUGCAGAGACAAACUCCCAAUCACUGGACACAUUAGAAAACAAUUCCCAUAAGCAUAAUACCUCAACUGAGGAAGCCCAUUCCGACAAAUCAGAUGUUUUUGAGCCCCCUUCUUUCAUGACUUUGGUUCAAUCUGGAGGCGAAGGGGUUCGGGUUUCUGCUGCUUCAGAGAUUGAGACGGUGCAGAACAAUCAUAAGCUAAAAUCUGAUGCUCUGCAGGCUGGCUGGUUCCCUUCUAUAACUAAUGUAGUAAAUGAAUCUGAAGGUAGAAAGAACAAUGAGGAAGUAAUAGCCAAAAUAACAAACUGGAGCCCUGUGAAGCAGCACGGUCCUCUGAAAAAUCUUCUGAAUGAGGUCAAAUCACCAAACACUAAACAAGUUCCUUCUGCAAAUGAGAAAGACAAGACUGAACCAAAAGACAGAGGUGCUGUUGUGACUACUGUUACUUCUGUUACAGGUCCAGAUACAAAUAAGGACAUGGAAGAGUGGAAUUCUCCGGCAAGAUACCCCAUUGAGGUUAAGAAAGAAAAGAAGAAGAAGGGAAAGUCGUAUUGGGUACCGUUUGUAUGCUGCUCAUCGGUGCAUAGGGACCUAUAGUUCCUCAAGUUUCAGUAUAUGUAUUUCAUGCGUCGUACUGUGUGUUCAUAGUGAAGUCUCGAGUAUCAUUAUAAAUUGCAGAGUUAUCCGUGUGAUAUAUAAGCUGUUUACUAAUUGUGUGAUCUGCUCAGUGUCAGCCAACACUUCCUAUGGCUUUAUUGUAUGUAUAUGUUGCACUAGGUGUGAUUUGAGUUUAGACCUUCAUUUUUUGAAAAUAUUGCUUGGCUCCUGAAAUGAUGAUUAUCAUUCCAUACAACCAUUUCAGUUUCUUGGU